GCAGGUUGGCAACCCUUUGUUAUCAUUGAAGCUUGAUCGGGAAAGUCGCACUUUUGAAACCGGUGAAGACUAUUUUUUCGAGUUUUUCCUGAAAAUAUGGCUGCUGCUGCCGCUGCCAAAAUCGCCGAAGUGCGCGAAACCACCCGCGUGGAGAGAAUUGGGGCGCAUUCCCACAUUCGAGGCUUGGGCCUGAACGACAGCCUCGAGGCCCGCAAUGUGUCUCAAGGGAUGGUCGGGCAAGUCUCGGCGCGAAGGGCCAUCGGCCUGGUCCUCCAAAUGGUAAAAGACGGGCGCAUUGCUGGACGAGCUGUGCUAUUGGCUGGACAACCUGGGACCGGGAAGACUGCGAUUGCCACAGCUUUGGCUGCGGCUUUGGGCUAUGAUACCCCUUUCACUAGCAUGGCUGGCUCGGAAAUAUACUCGCUGGAAAUGAGCAAAACUGAGGCCCUAACGCAGGCGAUUAGGAAGAGUAUCGGUGUCAGGAUAAAGGAGGAGAGCGAGAUAAUCGAGGGCGAAGUAGUGGAGGUUCAGAUCGAAAGACCUGCCACCGGUGUGGGCACGAAGGUCGGCAAGCUGAUACUGAAAACCACUGACAUGGAAACCGUCUAUGACCUGGGGGGCAAGAUGAUUGACAGUAUUUUGAAGGAAAAGGUCCAAUCAGGGGAUGUGAUCACCAUCGAUAAGGCUACAGGCAAAAUCAGUCGGCUUGGACGGUCGUUCACCAGAGCAAGAGACUACGAUGCCACUGGCCAACAGACCAGAUUCGUUCAAUGCCCGGAGGGCGAGCUGCAGAAGAGGAAGGAAGUGGUUCAUACGGUCACUCUGCAUGAAAUCGAUGUCAUCAACAGCAGAACGCAUGGAUUUUUAGCACUGUUUUCAGGCGAUACUGGGGAAAUCAAGCCGGAAGUUCGGGAGCAAAUCAACGGCAAAGUAGCCGAAUGGAGGGAGGAAGGCAAGGCCGAAAUCAUCCCGGGUGUUCUUUUCAUUGACGAGGUGCACAUGCUUGAUAUUGAAUGCUUCUCCUUUAUGAACCGAGCGCUGGAAAAUGAAAUGGCCCCCAUAGUGAUCAUGGCCACUAAUCGCGGCAUUACGAAAAUCCGAGGCACCAACUACAAGUCGCCGCAUGGCAUUCCUUUGGAUCUUCUGGACAGAACCAUCAUCGUCCCCACUAGUCCUUAUGACGAGAAGGAACUGAGGGAGAUUUUAAGUAUACGCUGUGAGGAGGAAGACUGCCAGAUGUCGGACAACGCGCUUACAGUGCUGACCAGGAUUUGCAAAGAAACGUCGCUCAGAUACGGGAUGCAGCUGAUCAUGACCUCCAGCCUGAUUGCCAGGAAACGAAAAGCCCAGGAAGUUGAGGUGGAGGACAUCAAGCGGGCCUACCAACUGUUCUUCGAUGAGGGCCGCUCGGUCCAGUUCCUCAAAGAGUACCAGCAGGAGUUCAUGUUCAAUGAAGUGGAGGACGACCAGGACGAGGAUAAAAUGGAAACCAACUAAACGUUUCGGAAUCUCCUUGAGCCACCAAAGUUCCCAUUACUUAAGACUCGCUAGUUCUGUAAAGCAUUGCAAUGUUCAUUGGGGGAAAAUCAAUUGAUUCUCGCUGGUUGUAGGCCAGAGAAAGAGCCAGGUGUGCGCUUUAGCCUUUAAUCAAUAGAUAUUUCACAUAUUUCUA
This is a messenger RNA of Dendroctonus ponderosae (mountain pine beetle), 1672 nucleotides long. RefSeq names its product ruvB-like 2 (gene rept). The coding region runs from base 97 to 1497 and encodes 466 amino acids. The transcript is spliced from 10 exons. The record is from RefSeq and is a predicted model, not a curated record. Gene Ontology annotation, biological process: chromatin remodeling; box C/D snoRNP assembly; regulation of transcription by RNA polymerase II. Gene Ontology annotation, molecular function: DNA helicase activity; ATP binding; ATP hydrolysis activity. Gene Ontology annotation, cellular component: Ino80 complex; NuA4 histone acetyltransferase complex; R2TP complex. NCBI's taxonomy places the organism in Eukaryota, Metazoa, Arthropoda, Insecta, Coleoptera, Curculionidae.